AAUUUCGGCUUGCCCAAAAUUGAGAAAAAUCCCUUUCCCACUCAACCCACUGAGCCCAAUAAUAUUUAACUUGAACCUCCUCCUCAGUCCUCCCUAAAAAAACCCCAAAAGACAUACCUAGCUACCUCCAAACUCCAAACUAUUUUGUGCAGAAAAAACCAGAGAGCUAGAGCAACAAAAUGGGCAAAGCCAUUGUUGCUACCGGUUCCAUCAUGUUGUUGAUGGCAAUACUUGUUCAUGGCGUUUCAGCGCAGCUGGCACCGGCAUCGGCCCCAGCCCCGGCAACGACUGAUUGCGAAACAAGCCUGCUGGGGCUGUCAGAUUGCCUGACGUACGUGGAGGAAGGCAGCAAUUUGACCAAGCCAGAUAAGCCGUGCUGUCCGGAGCUGGCGGGGCUCGUGAAGGACAACCCCAUCUGCUUGUGCUACUUGCUCGGCAACACCAGUAACAGCUAUGGCAUUCAGAUUGACAUGAACAGGGCUCUCAAGCUUCCUACUGUUUGCAAAGUUGAUACUCCCCCCGCUAGCACUUGCGCAGUUCUGGGAAUCCCAGUGUCUGCUCCCAUAGCUUCUGAAGGGCCUAACUCUCCUGAUUUUGCGGAAUCACCUGAAGGACCUACUGCGGCUGUCGGUUCACCAGAAGCCAAUAAAAUUAAAAAUGGAGCUUCGAGGACUGCUGACUCUGUUAUGGCUCUCCUUGGUGGCUUAGCUAUUGCAUUUCUUCCCGCAUUCUUCUGAUUUUACUACAUUUGCUGAUUUAUUUUGUUUCAAAUUUAUUUGAAAGAUGUUUAUUUAAUCGAUUGUUGUUGCAUUGCCAGAUGAUAUGUGGUUGUUAUUGACUCUAAUAAAUAUAUAUAUGCUAUAUUUAGGAAUUUUAUUUAA
Pyrus x bretschneideri (Chinese white pear) is the source of this 881-nucleotide messenger RNA. RefSeq names its product non-specific lipid transfer protein GPI-anchored 2-like. Bases 180 to 737 code for a protein of 185 amino acids. The transcript has 3 exons. Lineage: Eukaryota; Viridiplantae; Streptophyta; Magnoliopsida; Rosales; Rosaceae. The record is from RefSeq and is a predicted model, not a curated record.